AUGGAGGCCAGGGGCUGGGGCUUAGUGCCCGCUGCUCACAUUUCCUGUCUGUUUCCAGAGGUAUUGACAAUUAUUUUCAGCUAUCUUGAUGUGAAAGACAAGGGGAGAGUAGCACAGGUUUGCACCGCAUGGCGAGAUGCAGCAUAUAGUCGUAGAGUUUGGCGAGGAAUCGACGCUAAACUACACCUUCGUCGAGCGAACCCCUCUUUGUUUCCAAGUCUUGUGAAACGUGGUAUUAAACGAGUGCAAAUUUUAAGCUUGCGACGUAGCUUAUUACGUGAUGUGAUAUGUGGGAUUCCAAAUAUUGAAACUCUGAAUCUUAGCGGAUGUUUUACAUUAACGGAUAUCGGUCUUGGGCAUGCCUUUUCACAAGAUUUGCCGAGCAUAACCGAGCUAAAUCUAAGUCUGUGUAAACAACUGACGGACAGUAGCCUUGGGCGAAUCGCCCAAAGUUUGAAAAACUUGGAACUGUUAGAGCUCGGUGGAUGUUGUAACAUCACAAAUACAGGUCUCCUUCUGAUAGCAUGGGGUUUAAGGAAGUUAAAAUCUUUAAAUCUAAGGAGUUGUCGUCAUGUUUCGGAUGUUGGAAUUGGGCAUCUUGCAGGAUUGAGUCCCCAUGCAGCAUCUGGCACUUUAGAACUCGAACACCUUGGACUACAAGACUGUCAAAAGCUCACUGACCAAGCCUUGAGGCAUGUCAGUUCUGGCCUACUGAAUCUCAAGACUAUUAAUCUCAGUUUCUGUGCGAGUGUCACAGACUCUGGGUUGAAAUUUCUUGCCAAAAUGCCUAGUUUAAAGGAACUCAACCUGCGAAGCUGUGAUAAUGUAAGUGACACUGGUCUUGGGUAUCUGUCGGAAGGUACAGCCAGGAUUGUAGCGUUAGAUGUCAGUUUCUGCGACAAGAUCGGUGAUCAAGGGUUGGUGUUUCUUGCUCAAGGAUUUUACAGUUUGCGGAGAUUGUGUCUUAGUGCCUGUAACAUAAGUGAUGAUGGCAUGGACCGUCUUGUGAAUUCUCUGCAUGAUUUAACAACUUUAAACAUUGGCCAGUGUGUAAGAAUCACAGACAGAAGUUUAGGCUUGGUGGCUGAUCACCUUAAAAAUCUUGAAUCUAUAGACUUAUAUGGGUGUACCAGAAUCACAACAGUAGGCCUUGAAAGGAUCAUGCAGUUGCGUACUCUGUCAACACUGAAUUUAGGCCUUUGGCAUAAGAAAUGAUAAGGACUUAAAUAUAUUUAUAACAAAUGACAACUCCAUUGGUGCAUUAUAAAGAACAAAUUUGAGAAUAUAUAUAUUUUUAUUUUCUGUCAUUUACAAUCUAUCUUUAGCCAAGGUCAUGACAAAUUAAGUGAAUCAUUGGUUCAAGGGUUGAUAAUGUGAUUUAAUAGUUUAUAUUAAGUAACAGUUCAUGUUAGAAUUGACAUGUACAUUAAUGUUUCUUUGCAUUCCCAAUAGAUCCAUUUCACAUCAUAUUUGGGUAAAGAUGUUGUAAAACUGGGCAUUACAAAUUAUACUAAAUAUUUCAUUUUCAAUUAUUCAAUGUUAUAGCCCACUAUGUAUUUGAAUAGGUAUGCAUCUGUGCAUUAAAAAACUAGUCCGUCCAUGGUAAAAAACUGUUUUUCACUUAACUUCUCUGUUAUCAGUGUAAUUGCAUAAAUUUUUGUUAAUAUGUAUAUGUAAAUUGACGUAAUGGAGCUCUGAUUGGCUAAAGGUUCAUAGUUUCCAUUGUGAUGUCAUUUGACAUUUAUGAAAUUCAUGUAGGAAUCUUUAUCCUUUUUUAUAAAGUCUUGGAAAGUUUCCUCUUGAUUUUUGAUUGAUCAAAUGGUCAACUGAUCCUGAUCAUCAGUCCAUGUACUGGUAGUAAGAUGGUUGAAAAAAGUCACUCUUUAUUGAUAAUUUUGAAACUGUAGACAUUUGUGUGAAUCCUACAUACAAGGGAUUAAGUUCAGAUUUACAUCCUGGUAUCAUAUCAAUUAAAUGAUUAUAUUCUACAUAUGAUUUGAUAGGUCAAGGUUAAGAGUCACAGGAUUAAGUAUCAUGCAAGAAAUUGAGAACUUCUCAAUGGAUGUAGCACAUAUUCACACAGUGACACCAUUGCCAUACAAUCUGAUAACAACUUUCACACCUCAACCUGUUUUGGUUUUAAUUAGUCAGAGAAAAGGUGUCAAAGGGCUCUAAAAUCCUUCAGUUUUUUAAGACGCUUUUGUAUUGGGGUAUGUUCAUGUGAAUCCUGCUCAUUUUAUUUUUAUUUUAUGUAUGGAUAAAUAAUGUAUGAAAAGCUUUUAAGACCUUUUUGAUAAAACAGAAUGAAGUACUAUAAAAAAUCUAAAAUUCAUAACAUUAUGGUUUUUAAAAAAAAUGUUAAUUCAGAAACACUCUUCAGCUAUUCUUCUUGCAUUCAGUAAUAAUAUGUAUAGAUAUUGCAGGGUUUUCCGUAAGAGCCGGUCGCCGGCCAAUUUGACCAGCUACUUUGAUAAUUUGGCCGCCUACACCAAUCCACUUCUGUAAUAAUGUUCCGUACAAGACUACACGUACACGGCAGGCCAGCCUCCUACUUUCACAACACAGCCUACUACUAACAAAAUUAUGGAAAACCCUGUAUUGUCAAAUUUGUUGCCCUACAUCAAUGCAACUUGGUGUAAGAUAUACUGAGUGUAAUGUAUGGUUUGUACAUUGUAUCGCUAUAUAUAGCUAUUGGGUAUAAUUUGCAUAUGCUACAGCUAACAAAAUUACAAUCAUGUUGUGAAAUGGAUCUAUUGUUGGACAGCAAUAAAUUACAUAGAAAUUGUUUUAUAUAUAUGUCUGUUUACGAUAUGUGACAAUUACAAAUAUUUGUUUCAAUUAUGAAGCAUGAUUCAAUGAAGUUAUGUACAUCGUGGAUUAAUUUUGAAGUAACUUAUUUUAAUACUGACAAAAGACUAAAUUUGAAGAUGCAGGGAUUUGACACCAAUUCCUUACUCAACAGUUCUAGAUUGUCAAUAUGACAUUAUCAGUAAAUGAAAAAGGGUCAGCUUAGCAUAGCAUUUUCUAACAUAAAGCAUUUCAUACUUAAAAUUAAAUAGUAUUAUUAAGUUACCAUUUCUGCAGCAAAGCAUAUUAUAAUGUUAUGACAACUGGUCUGAUCAAAGCAGAUAGGCUUAAAUAGCAGAGUAAUACCAAAUUGAUAUGGUUUGAUCCUAUUUUAUAUUUGGUAUUUAUUUAGUAUUCAUUUCUUCAGAGCUAAUGCCAAAGACCUAAAUUUUUAUAGGUAUUGUUGUACAUAUAAAACAUAUAUAUGGAUCAUUAGGUUGAGAAUUUAAUUCAUGUCAAGUCCUUGCAUAUGAAGAUUGGUCUAUAUUCACCAGGAGUUGUACAAAUAUCUUUUAUAGCCUUCAGAAAGUCAUGACUUGAUCUCUGCACAGUGUGAUGGUGUAGUCACCAGUAUUAUGACUUGAUCUCUGCACAGUGGGAUGGUGUAGUCACCAAUAUUGUGACUUGAUCUCCACACCGAGUGAUGGUGUAGUCGCCAAUACUGUGACUUGUUCUCAACACUGAGUGAUGGUGUAGCCACAAAUACUGUGACUUGAUCUCCACUCAGCAGGAUGGUGUAGUCACCAAUAUUGUGACUUGAUCUCCACACUGAGUGAUGGUGUAGUCACCAAUACAGUGACUUGUUCUCCACACUGAGUGAUGGGGCAGUCAUCAGUACUUUGACUUGUUCUCCGCACAGAGUGAUGGUGUAGUCACCAAUACUGUGACUUGUUCUCCACACUGAGUGAUGGUGUAGUCAUCAGUACUUUGACUUGUUCUCCGCACAGAGUGAUGGUGUAGCCACAAAUACUGUGACUUGAUCUCCACACAGCAGGAUGGUGUAGUCACCAAUAUUGUGACUUGAUCUCCACACUGAAUGAUGGUGUAGUCACCAAUACUGUGACUUGUUCUCCACACCGAGUGAUGGUGUAGUCGCCAAUACUGUGACUUGUUCUCCACACUGAGUGAUGGUGUAGCCACAAGUACUGUGACUUGAUCUCCACACAGCAGGAUGGUGUAGUCACCAAUAUUGUGACUUGAUCUCCACACUGAGUGAUGGUGUAGUCACCAAUACUGUGAUUUGUUCUCCACACUGAGUGAUGGGGCAGUCACCAAUACUGUGACUUGAUCUCCAAACUGAGUGAUGGGGCAGUCAUCAGUACUUUGACUUGUUCUAUACACUGAGUGAUGGUGUAGUCAUCAGUACUGUGACUUGUUCUCCACACUGAGUGAUGGGGCAGUCACCAAUACUGUGACUUGAUUUCCACACAGAGUGAUGAGUGUAGCAACAAAUAUUGUGACUUGAUCUCCACUCUAAGUGAUGGGGCAGUUACCAGUAUUAUGACUUUGACUCCACACUUGGUGAUUAAAUAGCCAGUUUGGAAAAAAAAAAUGUGCAUACUAAGGUGGAGUUAAAGGAUUUUUUCCCAUCGUUUCAAAUUUUCAGUAUUUGAAAUUGUUCAAGUUCACAGAAAUUUUUGUGUCAUGAUGUACUGGACAUAGAUACCUAUUUGUAAUUAUAUGAUAUUGAUUGACAGAUGCAUACAUCUUCCAGUCAACAUCACCCAAUUACUUGGUCUCAUUCUGUGAUUCCAGUAUCUAAUAAUGACAAGGUGUAACAACACAAUGUCACAUAUGUUUUUACACUAAUGUAAUCACUUGUGUGGGACGUAUCACCUUCUCAUUUAGGAACGCGGUAUGGAUUCUCCUGUUAAACAUACCAUACAUAUCUUGAUCCUUAUUUUUACAUACAGUUAGUUGAGAUACUAAAAAUAAUGGCUAUAUCAUGUAUGUGCUGUGUUUUAUUUAUCUCAACAACUUUUCAAUGUUUCUAUAUUUGAAAGAGUAACAUUGAUACUAUUCUCCACAUUCUAUCGCAUGUAUUUUGUAAAA
Ylistrum balloti is the source of this 4899-nucleotide messenger RNA. Its product is annotated as F-box/LRR-repeat protein 14-like. Gene Ontology annotation, molecular function: protein binding. The transcript has a single exon. NCBI's taxonomy places the organism in Eukaryota, Metazoa, Mollusca, Bivalvia, Pectinida, Pectinidae. Gene Ontology annotation, biological process: SCF-dependent proteasomal ubiquitin-dependent protein catabolic process. The record is from RefSeq and is a predicted model, not a curated record. Gene Ontology annotation, cellular component: SCF ubiquitin ligase complex. The coding region runs from base 1 to 1215 and encodes 404 amino acids.